This is a messenger RNA of Camellia sinensis, 1014 nucleotides long. NCBI's taxonomy places the organism in Eukaryota, Viridiplantae, Streptophyta, Magnoliopsida, Ericales, Theaceae. The record is from RefSeq and is a predicted model, not a curated record.
AUGACUAUUGAGGUAGGGCUGUUAGUUAAAGAAGAAAUUGAAAGACUGCUUAAAGCAAGGUUUAUAUGGACUGCCAGGUAUGUUGAGUGGCUAUCAAAUGUGGUUCCUGUCAUGAAAAAGAAUGGCAAAUUGAGAGUCUGCAUAAAUUUCAGGAACUUGAAUAUUGCAACUCCCAAAGAUGAGUACCCAAUGCCUGUGGCCGAUCUGUUGGUUGAUUCAAUAGCCAAACAUAAAAUCUUAUCUUUCAUGGAUGGACAUGUCGGGAUAAUCAAAUAUUUAUUAGCCCAGAAGACACCCACAAAACAGCUUUCAGAAGUCUAUAUAGAUGAUGUGACCAUCAAGUCAAAAAGUUUUGAUAAACAUUUAGACCACCUUCGACAGACUUUUCAAAGGAUGAGGUCUUAUAAGUUGAAAAUGAACCCUAUGAAGUGUGCAUUUCGAGUGUCUGCUGGAAAUUUUUUAGGCUUCCUGGUUCGUCAAAAGGGUGUUGAAGUGGACACAAAUAAGGCCAAAGCUAUACUAACAGCACCACCGCCAGCUAACAAAAAAGAAAUGCAGAGUUUUCUAGGGAAGGCUGUUAAAGGCCAAGCUUUGGCUGAUUUUUUAGCUGAGCACCCUAGAUCUUCCGUUGAUGAGGAUUUGUUUGAAGUAAACUAUGCAGAAAAUACCCCCUGGAGGCUAAUGUUUGACGGCUCUAAAACAAAAGAAGGUGUUGGAGCUGGUGUUGUGUUCGUAGCACCUAGUGGCCAAGUUCAUCAGCUUUCAUACCAAUUAGAUGAACAGUUCAUCACAUCUAAUAAUCAAGGUGAACAUGAAGCCUUGAUCAUAGGUCUAGAAUUGGCCAUAAAACUCAGAAUUACUAGCCUGCAAGUAUUUGGGGAUUCACAACUGGUCAUUAAGCAAAUUAAAGGGGAGCAUAGGUGUGCUAACAAAGCCCUAGAAGAAUAUCUAGCUAAGGUCAAAUGGUUGAUAAGUUGUUCAGCCAUGUUAGUUUUCAGCAUAUGUUUUGAAUAG